Messenger RNA from Zophobas morio, 2097 nucleotides. Its product is annotated as leucine-rich repeat-containing G-protein coupled receptor 4-like. The transcript has 2 exons. NCBI's taxonomy places the organism in Eukaryota, Metazoa, Arthropoda, Insecta, Coleoptera, Tenebrionidae. The coding region runs from base 137 to 2029 and encodes 630 amino acids. Gene Ontology annotation, cellular component: extracellular matrix. The record is from RefSeq and is a predicted model, not a curated record. Gene Ontology annotation, molecular function: protein binding.
ACAGGUGGAAAUGUCCAGACAACACCCACAUCUUGAUUACUUUUUGUUUAGUUCCUACACAACCUAACACUGAGUUAGUAUAGUUUCAGUGAAUUUAUAUAAUACAUCGUACUAUUUGGUACCGCUUUCGAAAAAUAUGAAACUGAUAUUUUUAAUCCUUCCUAUUCUUGUCACGGAGUGUUUAGGAUGUAGUAAUUUUUGUCGCAAUAACUCAGAUUAUAAUUACAACUUGUAUAGAAGACGAUACCCAAGUUAUUAUGUACAAACAAUCAAUUGUACGAUUACUUGUUCCAACAUUUAUACCAUUAGUGACAUAUUUUGGAAUUACAAAGAACAAUUCUACGAUCAGUUUUUAAAAAUCGACGAUUCUAACAUCACCACGCUUCAUUCAAAUGAGCUGUCUAAGUUUACAACGAUCCUGAAGUUGUUUCUGAGCAACAAUCACAUUCAAACCAUUUUACCGGGGGCCUUUACUGGAUUGACGAAACUGAAGGAGUUGUACCUUGACAAUAACAAUUUGUCUGAAAUUUCAAAAGGAAUAUUCACGUCUUUACACCGGUUGGAAAUUUUAGAUUUAAGUGAAAAUAACUUAGUGCGGAUUGAACAAUAUGCACUUAUGGGUGUGUCUGACCUGAAAACGUUAUACUUGCAGAACAACAAGUUGUCACAACUGGACGACAAUAUUUUUGACAAAUUAAGCCAGUUGUCGGAUAUAGAUUUAUCAGGAAAUCCUUUAAUUAAAGUACCAAAUUUGCCUUUAACAGGUUUAAAUUAUCUAAAUUUAGGUAAUACUUCCUUGAAAGACGUUUCAAUUUUGCCAGAGUUGAAUUCAACUAUGAAAGUUUUAAAUUUAACAUCGAGUCAUUUAGACAGAGUCGAUUUUUCAAAAUUUCGGAAUGUUGAAACCCUAGAUGUGUCUAACAAUAACUUAAGUACUUUAGAAAACUUUCAAAAUUUUCAGGUGGACACUCUUGAUCUUAGUAAUAACAAAAUUAGGUUUAUAAAUGGUGGGUUUAAAAAGUUGUUGAGUCUGAAUAUGGCAAAUAAUCAGUUGGAAAUCGUAAACAAUACGUUGUUCAACGACUCAAAAUCCAUGUUAGUUAUACACCUGGGUUUCAAUAAUAUUUCUCUAAUCGAAAAAGAUGCGUUUCGGGACUUGUCACGUUUACGAUAUUUAUUCCUUCAGAGUAAUACUCUUACUAAAAUUGAACCAAGGUUAUUCAAAGACUUAACUAGUUUAAUGUAUCUUUCCCUUGCAAAUAAUUCUAUGGAGGAACUUCAACACGGAACAUUCGAAAAUUUAAAAUCUUUACUAGUUUUAGACAUCUCCUAUAAUAAAAUCCUGGAGUUGCAUCCCUACAAUUUCUACUCGUUACAAAAGCUGCAAUUGGUAGAUUUCAGUUUCAACAAAAUUUCUUCGUUCGAUGUAGACGAUAUGAGUAAACAUCUUUCUUCGCUUAAGAACAUUUCACUGAACGGUAAUUCUUGGAAGUGUAGACAACUGAUACAAAUGAGUCAGUCCUUAAACCAAAUGGGAAUAACUAUCAAAGAAGGCAAUUCUUAUGACGUUGAAAAUUUUCAUGGCGUUGCUUGUCAAAAUGAUAAAAUUUCGUCGCAAGAAAAUAUCCCCGAUGUUUCAAUGAAACAGUUGUUCGACGAAUUUCAAAAUCUUCUCAACGAAACUUUGAACAAAUUCGAAUUUCAACGUUUCCUGAACGAAGAUUUUGAGAAUUCUAAUUUCGUUAAGUUCUUUAGGGAAAAUUACAACGAAACCAAUUUUGUCAAAUUUUUUUCUGAUUACAAUAGUUCUAAAAGUGUGGUUAGUGAGAAACCUGCAUUAUCUGCGUUAGUUGCAGCUCCACCAGUUAAUACUAGUAAUAGCUUAGUGACAAUAAGUAUAAUAUUGCAGUUUGUCAUGUGUUCUUUAUUAAUUUUUAUGGUUUAUUUAAUGUUGACUUAUCUCAAGGCUUUUCGAAAGACAAGGAAUAAUCACCAAAUUUCGCAAGUAGAACUGUGUUCUGAUUAUUAAGUUAGUUUUAAUAAAAUCGUUGUACUCUAAGUUUGUAUAUAAAAUAUAAUAAACUAUGUUAUUUAUAA